ACAAGUUUGCAGGGAAAUAGAGAAUUUUGACAUGAAUCAAAUGGAUUCCACUAUGCCCAUUGAGUGCUCCUGACAAGAAGGAUUUCCAAAACUGAAAGCAAAACCCUCAAACAUUCAUAACUUUCUUGGCUUUCAACAUAUCCGAUUCCCUUCUUGUACUACUCCAUCUUUUUGUUCUUCAGUUUUGCACUUUUGUCAAAUUAGGGUUUUGAAUCUUUUUAUAUGGCUCCAGGAUAUUGAAAUAUUUGGUGGGUGUUCUUAUGGGGGAUCAUUUCGUGUUUUUGGUUGAUCGGUUGCUCACAGAAUCCACGUUGGAGGCUGCAAUCGAAAGCAGAAACCCUUCGAAGCAGUUGGAUCCAUUGGGAAACGCUGAGACAGUUGUCGAUUGUUCUUCUGAUCAUGUUGUCUUCACUCCGAGGAAAUUGGUCGAAUGCAGGAUAUGUCAGGAUGAGGAUUUUGAUUUGAAUAUGGAGACACCUUGUUCUUGCUGUGGCAGCUUGAAGUAUGCUCAUCGCAGAUGUGUUCAAAGAUGGUGUAAUGAGAAGGGUGACACCAUGUGUGAAAUAUGCCACCAGCAAUUCAAGCCAGGGUACACAGCACCAUCCCCCGUCUUCCGGUUAGGGGGUAUUCCGUUGAAUUUGAGGGGGCAUUGGCAGAUUGCGAGGAGGGAUAUGAACAAUAAUCCUCGAUUAAUUGCAGUAGUUUCGCCUGAUCGUAGUUUCCUUAAUCAGGAAUACGACGAAUAUGCUGAUUCCACUUCUAGAAGCGUCUCAUGUUUCCGCUCAGUUGCUGCCAUUUUUGUGGUUCUCUUAUUCUUGCGUCACGCACUUCCUGUUGUCGCGAAUGGAGGAGUGAAUUAUUCUUUUCCGAUGUUUAUGUUAUGGUUUCUACGAACUUCGGCAGUUAUCGUACCAAUCUAUGUCAUAAUGAGAGCCAUGAUGGCUUUGAUGCAUCGGCGACGACAAUUGGUGAGUAAUUCCGUUUUCUUGUUUUUCCAAAUGAUGUCAAUUCUCAUCGUUGAACAACCAGUAAGGUUAACGUUACUUAUUCAUGAGCCGAAGGUCACUGGUUCGAGUCACAGGACCUGGACCGCUUUUUAGCACCGUUGGCAACCAAGUUUCAACAACCAGUUUCCAUUUUUUACAUGCUCUAUUCGUCCCAAAAUAAGUGUUCACAUUUCUAUUUUAGUUUGCCCGAAAAGAACUGUCCACUUUUAGAAGUAAGCGAUUAUUUUCCAAUUCUACCCUUAAUUAUGAGAUGGAGAUUUCGGUUACUCUGUUAUCAAGGGUAAAAUUGUCGUUUAGUUGAUUGAAAAGUGUAAUAGUUACACAUUUCUAGAACUGUGUGCCUUUUUUCAUUGUGGACAUUUAUUUUGGGAUGGAGGUAAGACGGUUCUUAACGGAAUUCAAGAAUUCUUCCUAGAGCCCACCAAUGUGUGAGAUAUACUGGUUUGGUUUUAUCGAAGCAAGUAUUAUCUCAGCCGAUAACCCGGAGAUUUUCAUUUUGGCCCAACACUUUUAGUAAAUUUUGAAGCAAACGUUUGUCCGAUCAUUCAACUAUGGUUGUUUUUGUCAAACUGAUUAAUGAUCUAUUUACGUUUUGGCUUUG
This is a messenger RNA of Cynara cardunculus var. scolymus (artichoke), 1608 nucleotides long. RefSeq lists its product as uncharacterized. The coding region runs from base 261 to 1100 and encodes 279 amino acids. The record is from RefSeq and is a predicted model, not a curated record. Gene Ontology annotation, biological process: protein ubiquitination. Gene Ontology annotation, cellular component: membrane. The transcript is spliced from 8 exons. Gene Ontology annotation, molecular function: zinc ion binding; ubiquitin-protein transferase activity. NCBI's taxonomy places the organism in Eukaryota, Viridiplantae, Streptophyta, Magnoliopsida, Asterales, Asteraceae.